AUCACCGCGCGCGCGCCCGCCGCCGCCGCCGCCACCGGCCGGAACCGGGGCGCCGCCGCCCUCCGCACAUGCGCGUUGCGGCGCUCGCCCGUAGGCCCGGGCCUUCCAUCAGCCCGGGCCCGGGGCGCCUGGCCUCGGCGGCCGCGGACCGGCGGGGGGCCAUGGGCGGGACGAUCAACUCUUGUGUAGAGUGUUGUGAGUCUAUGAAGCACCUUAGCAGUUUCUUUCACUCUUCCUAGAAGGCCAGGUGUCCCAGGAAAGCUUCACUUUGCUGUGACAAGGAUUAAGUGGCUUCCAGACACGGCAGCAGAUCCCCAACCUCCUGCUGAGUGGAUGGCAGCACCAUUGAAAAUGUCCUGGAAAUUCAGCCAAGAGUUCCCAGGCUGUCGGCUCUUUUCCGUGUCAAUGGCUAGUGUUUGAUAUGUGCCCUGUGCCUCCUGCCCUGGGACUGGGUGCCGGGUGGGGUGCCUGAUGCCUGUGAUCCCCAUUCCCCGGCGGGUCCGCUCGUUCCACGGCCCCCACACCACCUGCCUCCAUUCCGCCUGCGGGCCCGUCCGGACCACCCACCUGGUGCGCACCAAGUACAACAACUUCGACAUCUAUCUCAAAUCCCGAUGGAUGUAUGGAUUCAUCCGUUUCCUGCUGUACUUCAGCUGCAGCCUCUUUACCUCCAUCCUCUGGGUGGCACUCUCUCUCUUGUUUUGCCUUCAGUACCUUGGCAUCCGGAUCUUUCUGCGUUUCCAGUACAAACUCUCCAUCAUCCUCCUCUUGCUGGGGCGAAGGCGGGUGGACUUCAGCCUCGUGAAUGAACUGCUCAUCUAUGGGAUUCAUGUCACCAUGCUGCUAGUGGGGGGGCUGGGAUGGUGUUUCAUGGUAUUUGUGGAUAUGUAAAUAAAAGAAGCGCAUGUGGGCCCAGAGGGUGACUUUUCUUCUACCCCAAAA
This is a messenger RNA of Apus apus (common swift), 942 nucleotides long. It is a transcript of the gene TMEM250, whose product is annotated as transmembrane protein 250. The record is from RefSeq and is a predicted model, not a curated record. Bases 472 to 891 code for a protein of 139 amino acids. The transcript has 3 exons. Lineage: Eukaryota; Metazoa; Chordata; Aves; Apodiformes; Apodidae.